AUGGAAAUAGAAAAUAAAAAAUGCAAAAAUUGUUUUAUAACUUUUAUUCUUCUAUUUGUUUUAAUGCUAUAUGCCUUAGGAUCUAGAGGUCAAAAUGUUAAAAGUUUUAAAAGAGAAAAUGAAAGAACAAAUAAUGAAGGUUACAACAAUGAUAAUUUAUUAAAUAAAUUUUCUGAAAGUAAAAAGCAUAAUAAUAUAGAUACUUUAUAUGAUGAUGAUAUUAAGAAAAGUCUACAUGACAGUGAAGAUAAAAAUAUCCCUCAGGAAUAUUUAACAGAAACAAAUGAUAAAAAUUAUGAAACUUUUAUUUUAAAAAAAAAUUCCAAGAUGAAUAAUUUAGAUACACAUAGUAAAAAGUUAGAAUUUGUUAAUGAAAAUAAUAUUCAUAAAAAUGAUAACCAUUUAAAUGAAAAUAACUAUUUUAAUAAUUUUCUACCAAAUUUGAUAGAUGAAAAUGUAAAUUUAAUUUCCGGUAUACAUAAUUUUACUGGGGUUAAAAAUAAACAAAUUGAUGAUUUAAAAUACGAUUCUAGUUAUAUUAAAAAAGAGAUGUAUAAAUAUGAAAAUAAUGGAAAAGAAAAAGAAAAUGAGAAACAUAAUACUGAAAAAGAUAAAGAUCUUGAAGAAAGCAAAAAAAUAGUAAUGAAUAACAAUACUAUAUUAUACAAUAAAAAAAAAAAAAUAAAUAAUAUUGAUGAAGUGGAAUAUGAUUCAAAUGUAGAAAAUUUAAAAAAAAAUAAUAGUAAAAUUUAUGGUAGCAGUAGUAUUAAGGAAAAUAGAAAUGGUAGUUCCAAAAAUGAUUUUAAUGUAAAAUUAAUCUCAGAUAAUUUAGAUAGUCAUUUUUUUAAUAAUAAUAUAGAUGAAAAUAUAUCUAAAAGUGAUAAUAAUAUAAAUAAUAAUUUUUAUUCUAUAGGAAAAUCGAAUAAUUCUAAAAGUACAUCUUUAAAUUAUGUUAAUAGUAACACAGAAAUUUCAGGUAAUGAAGAUGAAAAUAUACUCGGUAAUAACAAUAAAAGUGAUAACGAAAAUAAUGAUAAUAAUGAAAAUAACGAUGAUAAUAAUGGAAAUAAUGAUAAUAAUAUUAAUAAUAAUGGAAGUAAUGAUAAUAAUAUUAAUAAUAAUGGAAUUAAUGAUAAUAUUAUUAAUAAUAAUGGAAAUAAUGAUAAUAAGAGUAAUGAUAAUAAUAAUAAUAAUGGAAAUAAUAAUAAUAAUGAAAAUAACGAUGAUGAUAAUAAUAAUAAUGGAAAUAAUGAUAAUAAUAUUAAUAAUAAUGGAAAUAAUAAUAAUAAUGAAAAUAACGAUGAUGAUAAUAAUAAUAAUGGAAAUAAUGAUAAUAAUAUUAAUAAUAAUGGAAAUAAUAAUAAUAAUGAAAAUAACGAUGAUGAUAAUAAUAAUAAUGGAAAUAAUGAUAAUAAUAUUAAUAAUAAUGGAAAUAAUAAUAAUAAUGAAAAUAACGAUGAUGAUAGUAAUAAUAAUGGAAAUAAUAAUAAUAAUGAAAAUAACGAUGAUGAUAGUAAUAAUAAUGGAAAUAAUGAUAAUAAUAUUAAUAAUAAUGGAAAUAAUGAUAAUAAUAGUAAUAAUAAUAAUAAUAAUGAAAAUAAUGAUCUUUAUGAGUCUGAUGAAAAGAAAAGGGAAAAUGAUGCAUUAAACUAUAAUUCAAAUAUAAACAAAAAUAAUUCUUUAAAGAAUAGUAUAUAUAUUGAUAAUAAUGAUAAUUUUAAUGGGGUGAUAUUAAACAUAUACUUUACUGAAAGUAUAAAUUUGUAUACAAAAGUAAAGGUAGGUGGUCAGUUAUUAAAUUUGUCCUUAAAUAGUAGAUUAGAAGGAAUUUACGUUUUUAUGAAAGAUUCUCAGGCAUGCUAUAAAAACGAUGUUGACAGAAAUUGCUAUGAUCCAAAUAUUUCAAAAAAAUCAACUUGGUGCAAUAAUGAUUUAAUAUGUUUACCUCCAAUUUUAACUAAACCUUAUGAAUGCUAUAGUGAAAACAUCUUAAAUAUUCAGAAUAAAGUAGAAUAUCCAAAUAUAUAUUAUGAUUCUUUAAAAUUCAGUGAAAGCCAUAUUGAAGGAUCAGAUGAUGUAGAAAUAAUAGAUAUAUUAAAUAAAAAUAGUACAAGUAGUAUUAAAGAAUUAUCCUUUUUUGAAAAUUCUAAUAUUAAGUUAGUAUUAGAUAUUACUUUUUAUAAAAACUGGAGCUUAUUUAAAGAUACUGAUGGGAUUUUAGGAUUAGCAGGAAAAGAAUUAGGUUGUAGAAAUUCUAGUGUAUGGAAUAAAAUUUGUGAAAAAAAUAAUUUAUUAUUUGCUUUUGAUAUAAACUUACCAGAAAAUGCUAUAGUAAAAUAUGUUCCUGAAAAAAAUGAAAAAAUAGUAAAAAAAAACGCAGGAAAAUAUAAAAAAUCUUUGAAUAAAGUUUUGAAAACUUCAGAACUUAAAAAAGGAUUAAAAAAUAAUCUUUGUAAAAAGGGAAUGAAAUAUUGCCAAUAUGAUCCAAAUUAUACUGACGAAAAAUUGGCAAAUAAUAAAAAAAAUAAUUAUAAAAAUAAAUAUGGAAAAAUACAAGUUACCAGUAAUAAGAAUAAUAUAUUUAAUAAAGAAAAUAGUAUCAUCAAUCAUGAUAGAAAUAAAUUAAAGGAGAAAGUAAAAAGCAAUCAUUAUGUAAUAAAUCCUGAUAUAAUUUCAUAUAAUUCAGAAAUACAUAUAGGAGAUUAUAAAAAAGAUUAUGGAUCAAUUAUAUGGGCAGAACCUAGAGAACGAGGUGGAAUUUUUUCUGACUCGUUUAUGCAAUUUACGAUAUAUAAUCUAGAAGUAUGCAAUAAAAAUAUAUUUGGGAAAUAUAGUAGCAACUGGCAGGGAGUUAUUGAUUUAAGUAGUAAAUGUUUGAUUUUACCAAAAAUGUUUUGGUUAAGUUUAAUGGAAUAUCUUCCAGUUAAUAAAAAUGACGAAAGGUGCAUACCGAAAAAUAAAAAUUUUGAGAUAAAUGAAAAUACAUUGCCUCGAAUGUGUUCUGUCAAUGAAAAAAACAGGCCACUACCAGUUUUAAAAUUUGUUUUUUCAGACAAUGAUAUUGUAAGUGAUAAUAAUAUAAAUAAUGUAGAAACUAACUUACAAGAAAUUAGCAUUCCUUUAGACAAUCUUAUUAUAAAUGAAAAUACUGAAAAUAAAAAUUAUUUAUGUAUUAUACCAGAUAUACAAGAAGGAAAAUCAAGUGAAAAUAGUGGAAGAACAACAAAACCGUUAAUAAAAUUCGGAACAUAUGUUUUAAAUAAUUUAUAUGUGGUAGUUGAUCAAGACAAUUAUAGAGUAGGAUUUGCACAAAAAAAAAGUUACUAUUAUUCAAAUGAUAAGUGCACGAAAAAAAUGGAAUGCAUAGGAGAUCAAAUGUAUGAACCUGCUUUGAAUAUUUGUGUUAAUCCAGAUUGUUCCAUAUGGUACUUUUAUAUGCUUAAUGAUGAAACAAAAAAAUGUGAAUCUCUUUCUCCAAGAUUUUAUUUUUUUAUAUUAAUUAUUUUAACAUUGUUAAUACUAGAUAUUCAAUCCUAUUACUUUUAUAGAAAAUCGGUGCAUGUUGCAAAAGUAUCGUCACGUUAA
Molecule: messenger RNA, 3585 nt
Organism: Plasmodium relictum
Lineage: Eukaryota; Apicomplexa; Aconoidasida; Haemosporida; Plasmodiidae
Product: conserved Plasmodium protein, unknown function
Exons: 1
Coding region: 1-3585 (1194 amino acids)
Source: RefSeq, a predicted model, not a curated record